UGAGCAGUGCGCAUGUGCCGAGCCGAGCCGAGCAGUGACGCGUCGAGAAAAGUGUCAAACAAGAAGGUCGUUAAAAAAGAAAGACAGGGCAAAGAAGCGGAAAGUCUCCCACAAAGUGCAAUGAAGAGGUCGACUCUUGACGCGCUAAUUAAUGGAGGGACAUGUCGUCGAUCGUCUUUUUUGUAGUCGAGCUCCUCCUCCUCGGUUAAGUUGACGAAAUCGAGCGUCGAGCUGAGCUGAGCUGACCGCGGAAGCUAACCGGGCUAGCAUGGAAGUAGCCGGCGGCGGGCGGUCUUAGCUUCGCCUCGCCUCGCCUCGCCUCGCCUCGCCUCGCCUUUUUCGAGAGUCCUCUUCACAGCCACCCACCGUGUUUGGCAUCGCGGCGACUCGCGCGCGACCCGCUUCCUUGCGCCGACUGGUGCUGAUCGAGGCGACGAUGUCUCGGAGGCGGCUGGACAGCCGCAGCGGACUGGCUGCCGGACUGCUGGCCGAAAGUCACACACCGAUCAGCGCGGAGCCUCUGGAUGCCGUGUUCGAAGUCACCGGCGAGCUGGGGAGGGGCAAGUUUGCUGUGGUCAAGCGCUGCGUGGAGAAAGCCACGGGCAAGGUGUUUGCCGCCAAGUUCCUGCGCAAAAGGAGGAGGGGCCGCGACUGCCGGGCCGAGGUGGUCCACGAGAUGGCCGUCCUGGAGACGGCCCGCAGCAACCCCAGGGUGGUCAACCUGCACGCCGCUUACGAAACGGACCACGACAUCGUCCUGGUGCUGGAAUACGCGGCGGGCGGCGAGAUCUUCGACCACUGCGUGUGUGACGAGCUGCUGCCCGAGGCCCAGAUCACCCGUCUGAUCAGGCAGACGCUGGAGGGCGUUCAGCACCUUCACCAGAGCAACCUGGUGCACUUGGACCUCAAGCCUCAGAAUAUCCUCCUGACCAGCCUUUCCCCACCCGGGGACAUCAAAAUUGUCGACUUUGGCCUGGCGCGCAGAUUGGGCGCGGUCGGCGAGCUGCGAGAGAUUCUCGGCACACCUGAGUAUGUGGCACCGGAAGUCCUCAAUUACGAGCCCAUCACGACCUCCACGGAUCUUUGGAGCGUGGGCGUCAUCACCUACAUGCUGGUGACGGGCGAGUCGCCGUUCGCCGGCGACGACAAGCAGGAGACGUACCUGAACGUGUCCCAGGUCAACGUGGACUACAGCCUGGAGGCCUUCUCCAGGGUUUCCGAGCUGGCCGUGGACUUCAUCCGAAAGCUGCUGGUCAAAGCGCCCGAGGACCGUCCCAGCGCGGCCGAAUGCAUCGGCCACCCUUGGUUGUGGCAGCCGCCGUCGGCCGGUCCCGAGGCGGCGUCGGCCCGCGGCGCCCGCGAGCGGAGCUGCGGUGGAAAGUGGGCGGCGCCUCCGCCCGAGGACCCCGAAGACAAGGAGAACUUCCUGGAGUCAGCGGCGCCGCUGCACUUCCACGCCAAACGCGUCCGCUUGGACGAGGAGACGCUUCUCGGAGACGGUGACGUGUGAAGUGGCUUUUAAGAGCGCCGGGCGACAUAUUUCCAUUUGUUGAUUAACACAAGCCAAAGAUAAUCAUCUCACUCCUUCGCCGCCGAGUUAAAGCGGCCCUCUUGUCGCCAGUGGACUUUUGGCCGCGCGCGGCACCUUCUGCGCUUCUCGCCUGUUUUGCCAAAGGACUGGACCGGACUGAUGCAAAAAGCACAUUCCCACACUUGAUGGCCACUUUUGGAAAUCUUUGAAUGGCCUUUUUCCCUUUUCAGUGUUAAUCCGAUUCUCAGGUGACGACACGUCGGCGGCCAAACCAGUUCCGCUUUUGUCGUCCUGCGGAAAAGGGAACCCCGGCGACCGGCACUUAACUUCCUCAUUGACGCGGCGCUUUAUGCAUUCACGCAUGUUUUUAAAACGAAGGCUCUUCUUUGCGUAUAAACAGAAAAGACAAAAAAAAAAAAAAAUCACUGCUCACUUUUCAUAUUCCUAACGUCAUCCUUACUGAUUUUAUUUAUGCGCAGGAACUCAACGUUAUUUUAGUGUUUUCAUGUCGCUAAUAUGUUUUUGCUAUGUGGAUCGCUGGAGAGUGGUGACAAAUGAAGGCAAUUGAGAAGGACCAACGCUCCAUGUGACAGCAACGGCAUGCGUCCAAGCGCUCGUCGCCUUCUGUUAACGUUCAGCUCAGAAUGAGGCUGCUUUUUUUCCGGGUGGUAUAGGUGACGCAAAUAUGUACAACAGUGCCUUGAGAUAUGAGUGACCUGAGUUUUUUGCUAUACAAGCCAUCUUUUGACAUUUUUUUUACUCACCAGCUGAAGCUUGUGUGCCGGCUCAGCAAACAUUCCUCGCUGGCUCGCUGGCUUCUUCCACAAAGAGGCUUCCAGCUGUUUGAUUUUCAAUUGUACGCUCCAACAAAAACAGUUUCAAAGUUUUGUCCUUCAUUUAACUUCUUUGCCUUCCAGAAAGCUCUUUCUAGCUUAAUGCAAACUGACCUCUUUGUAAAAAAAAAAAAAAAGGGCUUCUUUUUUUUUUUUUUUAUUUAAAAAAAUUAAUUGAGGGAGGCACCGGAACGGAUGAUUGACAUUUAGAUUCAUUUGGGUGGGGAAAGAUGAUUUGUUACCAGCCUGCCCAUGGAAUGAAUUGAAUUGGAGCCCCGAGCGGCCUCUUCAGGUUGUAUUUCAAAAAUAGCCUUGCGCUCGCUCCAACUUGCGGUUUUCUCUUGAUUGUCAGUCAUCCGGGUUUUUGUCUGAUACCUCACACGCACAUUUUGCCACAGAUGUUAGUUUCUUUUGGAAUGGUUCCAAUUGAACCCAGGGGCAAGUUGAUUGUGUCCAACUCAGGUUUUGUGAUCAAGCCACACACAAGCUAGUGCACGUUUAGGCUCAUUAAAGCUGAUGGAAA
This is a messenger RNA of Syngnathus acus (greater pipefish), 2887 nucleotides long. RefSeq names its product serine/threonine kinase 17b (apoptosis-inducing) (gene stk17b). The transcript has 7 exons. Bases 437 to 1510 code for a protein of 357 amino acids. Gene Ontology annotation, biological process: intracellular signal transduction; protein phosphorylation; positive regulation of apoptotic process. Lineage: Eukaryota; Metazoa; Chordata; Actinopteri; Syngnathiformes; Syngnathidae. Gene Ontology annotation, molecular function: ATP binding; protein serine/threonine kinase activity. Gene Ontology annotation, cellular component: nucleus. The record is from RefSeq and is a predicted model, not a curated record.